AUGGAGAGGGAGAUGUUAUUGGCAUUGAGGCAAUCGCCAUGGGUUUUCACUUCUCAUGGGCGAGGCUGCAAAAAAUCAUCUCUUUCAACACUUCUCAGAACUGCUGUUAAUCAGGAUGUCUCACUUGCAAAUUAUGCUACAUUCCUAGGAGGAGUUCUUGUGAGAUUUCAUAUUAUAAAGGUGACUCAUUGUGAUGUGGAGCUGCUGGAUGCUUUUCUCUGUAUCUUGUAUGCUUAUAGCCCCUGGAUUGCUGGAAGUGCCUUGGUUUUCUUAGCUUUGGGAUUUAGGCUCCAAAGGGCAACUGUAACCAGACAGCAGACACCAAUGGCAGGGGCAAGGCCAACCUAUUAUAACAUUUGGACAAGGGAAAUACUUGAUCUGGAAAUACCGAGGAACUUGGUCCAUGGCCAAAUUACAGCACAAGCUUCUAAUGUUGGCAUCGGAUCUGAAGGCUAUGAAGGAAGAGAGGAUAAUGUCAACCAAAAAAUCUUAUAUAAUGGUCCAGGCAGCGAUAGUUCAUCUAAUAUUGAGAAGCCUCCUAAUCAAUUUCCUUAUCCUCUCUCUAUAGCCAUUGUGCUAUUUGGAUGUGCUUUAUUAUUUUCAAUGAUUGCCUUCAUAAAGGGAGGACCUUCAUCAAUUUUAGCAGCUAUUGCAAAGUCAGGCUUCACUGCUGCAUUCACAUUAAUAUUUGUGUCCGAAAUUGGGGAUAAGACAUUUUUCAUUGCUGGACUCUUGGCCAUGCAAUACAGGAAAGGACUGUUCAGUGAUUCUGUGGUUAUCCAAACAGCCUUGCCAAUUGGAGAAUAUGCAGCAGUUACUCUUUUGAUGUUCUUUGGUCUCAAAUCAAUUAAAGAUGCAUGGGACCUUCCAUCAAAUGUCACUAAAAGUGGUGAGAAGAGCAGUGCUGAACUUGACGAAUUUGUUGAAGCAGAGGAGCUUGUGAAGGAAAAGGUUUCACAACGGCUCUCAAGUCCACUUGAGAUUGUGUGGAAGUCAUUCAGCCUCAUAUUUUUCGCUCAGAUAGACUCUAGAGAAGCAAGGCAACAAACAUUAGGCAAACCUCUCAAAUCCAAAUUGGUUCUAGGGCUCCAUGUUCCUCCGGAAGCUGCAUCAUUGGACUCUAAAUGCAAAGAUUGUGUGGAAUGGGGAGACCGAUCAAUGCUUGCAACUAUUGCUCUAGGUGCUGCACAGUCUCCAUGGGGUGUGGCUGGUGGAGCCAUUACUGGACACCUUUUUGCAACAACAAUUGCCAUAUUAGGGGGAGCAUUCCUUGCCAACUACAUUUCUGAAAAACUGGUCGGCUAUCUGGGUGGAGUCUUGUUUCUAGUUUUUGCUGUUGCCACAUUUGUUGGAGUUUUUUAG
This is a messenger RNA of Ilex paraguariensis (yerba mate), 1362 nucleotides long. Lineage: Eukaryota; Viridiplantae; Streptophyta; Magnoliopsida; Aquifoliales; Aquifoliaceae. The record is from the annotation of a GenBank genome assembly.